Molecule: messenger RNA, 402 nt
Organism: Haemonchus placei
Lineage: Eukaryota; Metazoa; Nematoda; Chromadorea; Rhabditida; Trichostrongylidae
Source: the annotation of a GenBank genome assembly
GUGGCUGGCCGUCGAGCUGAUCCACUACCGUUCGUCGCAGCAAGUGGAGUACCGCGAUUGGGGAAAUCUGGUUUACGUUCCACACCUCGUCCCUUUGGGGUCUCUUCUGGUCUCGAGCAUCCUCUGAACAUACUAUUAGGAUGAUCAUCACAACACCACUUUUCAGGAAUUCCACUGAUCUCGUACGGAGCAUGAUACUCAACAUGGCGCCAUUUCAAGCACUUAUCGCACUGUAUGGUGUGCCCAAUCCUAAGAUAACGCUUUUUUCGAUGCUCUGCCAGAUUUGUGCAUUCUGAACUCCAGUCUGAGUUUUCGUAACCGAAGUUCUUCCAGAACGACUUAAUGCCACUUGGACCAUCACUGCCAGCUAGAUUGAUGUCUUUCCAAUAUUGUUCCAUGUGA